This is a messenger RNA of Ornithorhynchus anatinus (platypus), 5086 nucleotides long. RefSeq names its product zinc finger and BTB domain containing 8A (gene ZBTB8A). Gene Ontology annotation, molecular function: DNA-binding transcription factor activity, RNA polymerase II-specific; protein binding; RNA polymerase II cis-regulatory region sequence-specific DNA binding. Gene Ontology annotation, biological process: regulation of transcription by RNA polymerase II. NCBI's taxonomy places the organism in Eukaryota, Metazoa, Chordata, Mammalia, Monotremata, Ornithorhynchidae. The transcript has 5 exons. Bases 311 to 1747 code for a protein of 478 amino acids. The record is from RefSeq and is a predicted model, not a curated record.
CGCGCCCGGACUCUCGAUUGUAAAAAAUAAAAAGCCGCUUACCCCUUCCAUUGGUGGACUCCCGGGAGAACCGAAGGAUAAAAUUGCAGUAGCUCCUGGGAGGGAAUAUUUACCGGUCUCCUGUCGGCAGAUAGCCCUUUAUCUCCUGCACCAAAAGUACGUCAGAAGUGGCUCUCGUAGCUCCGUAUCGGAGUUGCUCUACAAGAAGCCGAGCCAGACCUGAGUCUCCCCUCGCCGUGUCCAGUUUAGUUGCUGUCCAAGUUUUAUUCUUAAAAGGGGCUCCAAGCGUGCUAGCUGAAAAACACCCAGAAUGGAGAUUUCUUCUCAUCAGUUUCACCUUCUGCAGCAACUGAAUGAGCAGCGCAGGCAAGAUGUGUUUUGCGACUGCAGUAUCCUAGUUGAAGGAAAGGUCUUCAAAGCCCAUCGGAACGUGCUGUUUGCUAGCAGCGGCUACUUUAAAAUGCUUCUUUCCCAGAGUUCCAAGGAAACCAGUCAGCCUACCACGGCUACAUUUCAGGCCUUUUCUCCCGACACUUUUACCGUGAUCCUGGAUUUCGUGUAUUCGGGCAAACUCUCGCUGACCGGUCAAAAUGUCAUAGAAGUGAUGUCGGCCGCCAGCUUCCUUCAGAUGACCGACGUCAUAAGCGUCUGUAAGACCUUCAUCAAAUCCUCACUGGACAUUAGCGAGAAAGAAAAGGAUCGCUAUUUCAGUCUGUCAGACAAAGACGCCAAUUCCAACGGGGUGGAACGAGCCUCCUUCUACGGGCCUGGUUGGAGAGCCGAAAGCAGCCCUCCUCAUCCUCACCUAAGCCCCGAUCAAGGGACGGGCGCCAUGGGUGGGAAUUCCUGGAGCAAUUACAAUUACUACCCGCCUUCCCAAAGGAACGUCCAGCCGCCGCUGUCCAAGCAUGAGCAGAGGCAAGAUUCCAAUAAGAAGUCCACCCGGCACCUAGCCUUGCCGCAGUCUUCUGACGUUCCUCCCUACAAGACAAGUAAACAGGAAGAUCGCGCUUCCGAGCCUGCCGGCCCCAACCCCCAACCGGAAGAGCAAAUUGAUGCGGAAGUGGACUCCACCCAUGGUGGGUACCAGUAUGAUCGUGGAUGUGAUGUUACACCUAGAAACUUAACAGGGUCCCAACAAGAACACGAAUCCCCUCGGUCUGCUUCCAAAUCUCCAAAGGCAGAUGAAUCCUAUGCUAACAUGCCCUUAAUUUUAGGUGUGAUGGGCAGCUGGACUGAAGAUGAUCUGCCUCGGAUGAGAUUCAAGUGCCCGUUCUGCACCCACGUGGUGAAGCGGAAAGCGGAUCUCAAACGCCAUCUUCGCUGUCAUACUGGGGAAAGGCCUUAUCCUUGCGAGGCCUGUGGAAAAAGAUUUAGCAGGCUGGAUCACCUAAGUAGCCAUUUUCGAACAAUUCACCAGGCCUGCAAGCUAAUCUGCAGGAAGUGCAAACGCCACGUGACCGAUCUAACAGGACAGGUGGUACAGGAGGGCACGAGGCGCUACAGACUGUGUAACGAAUGCCUGGCAGAAGCUGGUAUUGACAGCGUGCCCAUCGAUUUGGACGCUGAACAGUCUGUUGCCUCCUCUUCAGACGGAGAGAAGGGCUCGAGGUGGCACUUGCGUGGAGAGGAGAGCAGAUCGUACGUGGAAAUCGUAGAAGACGGCUCUGCCGACCUGGUUAUCCAACAGGUCGACGACAGUGACGACGAAGAAGAAGAAAAAGAAAUUAAGCCCAACAUUAGGUAGUCGGGAGCAAACCAAGCUCGCAUGUCUUCUCUUACUGCUACUUAAUAUUUUUCUCCUCUCCUCCCCCAUACGUUUCCAAACCAGAGUCUGGGUUAAUGCAACUGUCGUAUUGGCUUGUUUUUUAAUGACUUGAUCUAACUUGCAUGCAUUUAUGGACAGGACACUGAGUCCUCUUUGAACUAUGUUCUAUUUUACCAGCGUUUUACUGCGUUUGGAACGGACCCAGCUAAAGUUGGCAUGAUGGAUGGGAUAGGUGAUCUCUGAAUUAUAUUAGAGCAAUGCUCUUUUAAAUAUUAGACAGAAGAUCUAGUUCACAAGGACUUGGCCAUGUAAAACAUUAUACAUUUGCCACAGCGAAACCUGUUACUUUAUAGAAAAAGGCCCUUUUCCAAAGGGGUGAUUUUUUUUUAUAUCUACCUAUAUAUCUAUAUAUAAGCUAUCACAGUAUAUUCAUGGUGGAAAAGGAGGAAAGCAUAUAACAAGCCUUGCCACCCACCUCAUUGCAUUAAUAAAAUCUUUACCUUAAUUUCAGAGCUGAAGAAAGUGGUUAUUCCAAAAUGGGCACCAUGGUUUGGUGUACAGUGGACAGUAUUUUCAUCUGCUUUUAGAGAUCAACGAUGUAUGAAAACUGUGCCUGUAUGAAUGAUCACUUGGAUUUUAUUUCUAUGCAGUCAGGGCUAUCAGCUAUAGAAAACAAUGGCUGGAAAUGAUGUUAUUCUUUGCUUUAACCAUAGAGGUACUGGUCAAGCGAUUGACAAAAGGGUAUUAAAGUACGGACCAAAUUUUUAUAGAGUAACAUAUUUGUAAAAGGCAGAGGAUGUUGAAUUGAGGUUGGUUAUAGCAGGAUCGUUCAUUUUCAAGUAGAGUCUGUUAGGCGAGAUUUUCCUUUGGGGAUUCCUCAAGACUUUCUUCUGAAACCACUAGCAAAAAUAUUCGAUCCGGUGCUGAGAACAAUCUGUUAAAGAACCAAACUAAGAAUGCCAGUAAACUUCAUAAAAUAGUAAUUAAUAAUUGUGGUAUAUGUUGUGUGCUUACUAUGUGCCAAGCACUGUUCUAAGUGCUGGGGUAGAUAAAAGUCACUGCAAGCGUUAUCACCACUUUAAUCUUCCUUAUAAUUGACUGAGGGGAGAGAAUUCUACUCAUGUACUAUUACAUGAUGCUGUCACCCCCCCUCCUUGUGCAGCUCUUAAUCUAGUAUUUUUCACCCAUUUUAAAUCAUCCCUAAUAUAAAUUCCUAUAAAUGAAGACACUGAGUUGUGUAAAUGAUUAAAUCUUUUAUGAACAGUUUUAGCAUGAGUGGCUAGAACAGAAGUAAUGAUUACCAGGAGGUAGUUUUAGAGCCAACGAAAGAGUCUGGUGCCAGAUAAAUUGCAAUUUUCCCUCCCCGUGGGUGCCCCCAAAUAGCUGUGUAUUGAAAGCAACCACUCUGCUCAAGUAUUCACAUGACCAGUAGAGUUUUUUAACCAUGUUUUUUAUGCCUUUUGCUACAGCGAAGGUGGGAACUGUAAUUCCUGCCAAGAGUUACUUCAAACGUGAAAUACUCCUUCAGCAUGUUGGAGUUUGCUAUCUAAUGAUCUUUACGUGAUAGGAAUGAAAAAAUGGAGACCUACAUUUUUAUUUAAAUGAUCUAUAUCCUUGAAAAAAAAAAAACACACACACAGACUGUGUGUGGGUGUGGUAUUCAAAUUCUUAAUUUCUGAUCCCGGAACCCACCCAAAGAAGGGUUGGAAAGGGACUCAAAUGACUCCAGCCUACCUUGCAGCUCCAGAAAGAGUAAGCAUGUCUUGUAGAACAGUAUUUAUCCAAGUCUAUCAGGAAGGAGACAAAUACAGAGCUGUAAUUAGAUUCAGCAGGUGCCCCGGGGAUGAGUUUUGGUCUUUUGACUUUCACUAUGCUCCUGAAGCCUGAGGAUGUAGGAAAGCCUGGGUUCCCCUGGGUCCCCUAACUGACCCUAAAGAACACCUUGAGAGAGAUGAUCUAAUAGCAAAUGGCACCAGGAUUUGCUCCUUCUCUCAAACUUGGUAUAAAAAGGAGCUGUAUUAUUUAAAGGCAUGUGAUAUUUGCAUAAAUAAGGCCCAGAUUUGCUACCGGUUUGCAGAUCUGAAUUACAAAAAGUAUUCUAAGGUCAAUUGAUAAUAUUGUUCCAGGUUACUGAUUCUGAAGCUUUGCCUGAAAUUUCUCUAGUUACUUGCUGCUCCAAGAAAUGGCAAGGCCCAGUUCCCUAGAAAAUGAUCAGAACAGGAUUAUUUCUGAAACAGGGUACCUCUUCCUACAUUGUAAGAAGGGAACAACUUACUUACAGUCAGGUUUGUGAUGACAGAUGGAUCUUUACUUCUACAAACCAGGUAGUGAUGGCAUGUGCGCUCUCUCAUUCUUUAAAAUAAAGCUUUUAUCUGAAUUCCUUUAUAUGCUCUUCUGCUCUCUGCAUGCAAACUGAAAUAUCCCAGCAUGGUCGUUAGCAUGUCCAUAUGCUGAGGGUCAGCAGUGGGGCAUGUAACAUUCUGUUUCCUUUUAGGAAAUAAUACCACCCCUUGACUCCUGAUGAAAUUUAUCAAGGGUCCUCCCCUAACCCCAGCCCAAGAACCAUCCCCUACUAAAAGGUUAAAAUAGUAAGUACUAGAGUUUUGCCACUUGGACAGAAUUUAAGAACAACAGGAAAAGAGGAAAUGUUGAUGUAUUGCCAUAACUUUGCAUAACUUACCUUACAAAAGGUAGUCCUAAAAUAGUCAUUAUUCCAAUGCUUCUGUUUUUCUCAUGAAUUGAUGUAGAUUGGAACGUCUUAAUUUUUUUCAGGACAGUUUGGAACAAUGUAUUUGGAAAAAUGAAGUGUGGGGGUUAUAAUGUCUGAAAAACCCAUUGUAUAGGGCUGUAAGCUCAUUGUGGGCAGGAAACGGUUCUACCUACUCUGUUGUUGUGUCCUCUCCCAAGCGCUUAGUACAGUGUUCUGCACACAGUAAGCACUCAUUGAUGAUGAUGAUAUGUGGAGAAAUGUCAGGAGAACUGUCUGACAAAGCAGCACUGUUCUAGUUACCACUUCCUGAACUCAGAGGACCCUGGAAUUGAUUUCCGUCUUGACUGCUUAGGCCUGUGUACUAGGUACUCUGCAAAAACAAUAUGAGUAUAAAUUCUUCAUUUUAGAUGCAGCCUAUCUGGAAGCAAGAGGGGGAGGUAAAUUACUUCUGAAGUUCUCUUCUAAUUGAAUGCUCACAUCCAAGAAGGAAGUUCUCCAACUAACUCCUGUUUCUUAAGGAUGGUUGAGCUAGUUUCUAACUUUUCCUUUCAAAACUAUUAACAGUGUCUCUUAAAAUAAUUAAAGAUGGUCUUGCUAAUGGUUUAAAA